UCCUAUAUACUGUAUAUUUCAUACACUGCAUUAUGGUGUGUGUAUUAUUUAAUGAUUGGUUGGUUUAACAAUUACUCACCCUUGUCCCUAGUCUAUACGUCUCUUCUUUAUUUUAUAAUUAUACCGCUUUGAAUUCCAUGAUGACAAAUCCCUUUUAAGUCUUGGCCCAGCACUUGACUCUUCUGCGCACUGUCACUUUCUUGGUAGCUAUCUAAAACCCCAAGCCUUAUUGAAACCAAAUCUCAAUUUUCUUCUGCUUCAAUUUUUUUAUUAUUAUAACCAUUUACAUUCCCACCACCGCUCAAAUGGAUGGCUCCGCCUCCUCCAUCUGCCACGUGGUGGCCAUGCCGUAUCCCGGCCGAGGCCACGUCAACCCGAUGAUGAACCUCUGCAAGCAGCUGGUUUCCCGGUCCCACCGUAUUCUCGUCACCUUUGUCGUCACCGAAGAGUGGAGCGGCUUCAUCGACUCCGAGCCAAGGCCCCACAACAUCCGCUUGGGCACACUUCCGAACGUCAUACCUUCCGAGCACGAUCGUGCCAACGACUUUCCUGGCUUCGUGGAGGCUGUCGCGACGAAAUUGGAAGCUCCGUUCGAGCGGCUUUUGGAUCGGCUUGAACCGCCGGUGAGCGCCAUCAUAGCUGAUAACUAUGUGGUUUGGGCAGGUGGUGUAGGGAAUCGAAGGAAUAUUCCGGUGGCUUUGCUCUGGACUAUGUCGGCUUCAGUAUUUUCGGUGCUACAUCAUUUUGAACUGCUCGUACAAAAUGGCCAUUUUCCUCUGGAACUGUCCGAACGAGGACAAGAGGUGAUCGAGUACAUACCUGGAAUAUCAAGGACGCGAAUAGUAGAUCUCCCUACAAUGUUCCAUGGUAACGGUCGAAAAACCUUGGGCAGAGCUUUGGAAGCUGCUAAUGGAGUGUCAAAAGCGAAAUACCUUCUCUUCACUUCUGCCUGCGAGCUUGAAUCUCAGGUCAUUGACGCAUUGAAAGCCAAAAUUUCUACCCCUGUCUAUCCUGUUGGACCAAGCAUACCUUAUUUCCUGCUUGAAAAUGAAAAUACUUCUUUAGGUGGUCAUGAUCGCCCUAAACCCAAGUAUCUUCAAUGGCUAGAUUCUCAACCUGAAAGAUCUGUCCUUUACAUCUCAAUGGGUAGUUUUCUUUCGGUCUCAAAUGCCCAAUUGGAUGAAAUUGUUUGUGGUGUACAAAAUAGUGGUGUAAGGUACUUGUGGGUGGUACGUGAGGAUACCUCUGUGUUCAAAGAUGGGUUUGGUGGUGAUAUUGGGUUGGUUGUGCCUUGGUGUGACCAAUUGAGGGUAUUGUGUCAUCCUUCUAUUGGUGGGUUUUGGACACAUUGUGGGUGGAAUUCCACUUUGGAAGCUGUUUUUGCUGGGGUUCCAAUGCUAACUUGUCCAAUAUUUUACGAUCAAAUACCAAACAGAAAGCGAAUUGUUGAAGAUUGGAAGAUUGGAUAUGAUGUUAAGAAAGAGAAUGAGGGUUUGGUGACCAGAGAUGAGAUUUCAGAGCUUGUGCAGAGAGUUAUGGAUCCAGAAUGCAAGGAAGGGAAAGAGAUGAGAAAAAGAGCAAAAGAGCUUCAAGAAGCUUGUCAUGGAGCAAUUGCUAAAGGUGGGUCAUCGGACGAGAACCUUGAUGCUUUCAUUAGGGAUAUUUUGCAAGGGAAUUGCCGUUAAAAAAGCUAAUUCUUUGAUGCUAUUUUAUCCAAGUUUUCUUUUUCAUUUUGGGUUUUAACCUUCUGAUUGUCAAGGAAGUCCUGCAAAAUAAAUUUGGUUCUUAUCAAAUAA
This is a messenger RNA of Ziziphus jujuba (common jujube), 1796 nucleotides long. Its product is annotated as UDP-glycosyltransferase 87A1. The transcript has 2 exons. NCBI's taxonomy places the organism in Eukaryota, Viridiplantae, Streptophyta, Magnoliopsida, Rosales, Rhamnaceae. Gene Ontology annotation, molecular function: UDP-glycosyltransferase activity. The record is from RefSeq and is a predicted model, not a curated record. Bases 306 to 1685 code for a protein of 459 amino acids.